UGUCAUUACACACUAUGGCGAAGGAGCUGUAAACAAAUGCUCAGGAAAAAAGCGGGUUUUCUGUGCAGCAAAAAUAGAUGUGAUAUCGCGAAUAAUUCACUAUAUUGACAUGGUUAGGAUGGAGAAAUGUGUGAAAGCGCUUUAAUGAUGCAGACUGGACGUGGACCAUCCGAUUUCUGUAACGUAUACAUGGAGAGGAUCAUACAUUUACCGCUAAACCUCCUUCGGAUACACUAUUUAUGCUGAUAGCGUUCGUCCAGAGCCCUUUUAUGUUGAAAUCAUGUUGACAGGAUCCAAAACCACCUUUAAAGUGAGGCAGAUGGUGCCCGACAUGAAGGAGAGGAUGAUGAGCCACAGUAGCCUUCAUGCACGAGGAAGAGAUGUGCUCGGCCUCUGCUGUUUACCAGGAGAGUGUGUGCUGCAGCGAGCCGUUCUAGUAAGGAAGAAGCUGUCUGCUAAAGAAGGAGGAGGCUGGUUGUCUGGGACUCUGUUUUGCACUCAUUUCAGAGUUGCCUUCGUGCCUCAGGACAGCCAGAAACCUGACGAUAAUGCAGAUCCUGUGUUGCUUGGAGAUCACGAUGUAGCUCUUGCCUCCAUUGAGAAAGUCGUGGCAGUGGGACCAUCUCGCACCAAACUAGUGACCCCGACCUGCUCUCUGAAGUUCACUCCAGAGGAACUGGUGUUGUACUGUCGAGAUCUGCGGGUCCUCUGCUUUCUCUUCGACAGACUCACGCCUGAUACUCAAGCUGUAGAGAUCACGUACACCAUUGCUAAAACCUACCAGCCAUUGAAACCUGGCACCAUCCUCUCCUUUCAGAAUGCUGCUUUGGGGAGUAUCGAAAUGAAGCAGUUUCUAAGCAACAGGCGGCGUGACCCCAGCAUGAACUGGUUGGAGUGUUCGCUGGGAUGGGAGCAGGAGCUGGAGAGGACGGGUGCCAGCGGAUGGAGGGUCAGCUCUGUCAAUGACCGCUUUGAGAUGUCCACCAGUCUGCCAAGAUUCAAUGUGGUUCCUCAGAGAGUUCUAGACACGGAGCUCAAGAAAACAUUCGCCCACUUCAAUGAAGGACGAAUCCCACGAUGGUGCUGGCGGCAUCCUCGUGGCAGUGACUUGCUACGAAUGGCCAGCUUCCAAAACAACAUCUACCAUGAGAAGGACGACAUCAGGAAUCUGGAGCUGGUGCUGUUUGGCGGACAGCAGCUGUGUGUGAUUGUGGAUCUCGGAGAAGAAAUGCCUUCGCCUGCAGACAUCCAGCUGGCUCACACCAGACUCCGGACACUCUGUCUGGGUGAUAUUUCAUCAUCUGUGUCAGUACCUGAUGAUAAAUGGCUGUCCACACUUGAAAGCACUCGCUGGCUGGACUAUACCAGGUGCUGUCUAAGGAAAGCGGCAGAGGUGUGUUGUUUGCUGCGAGCAGGACACAUGACUGUUGUUCUACAAGAGCCGGAGGACCGGGACAUGAACUGUGUGGUCUGCAGUUUGGUUCAGGUGAUGUGUGAUCCUCACUGCCGGACCGUGGCUGGAUUUCAGGGCCUGGUUCAGAAAGAGUGGAUCACUGCCGGACACAAGUUCCUCAGCCGGAUCAACUACCACCGCGAGAGUGAUAAAGAGGAGGCCCCUGUGUUCCUGCUGUUCCUGGACUGCGUGUGGCAGCUGUGGGCUCAGUAUCCCGCUCGAUUCCAGCUCACUGAGGACUAUCUGCUGGCUCUGCAUGACAGCGUCCAUCUUCCGCUCUUCAGCAGCUUCCUGGCCAACAGUCAGAGAGAGAGAUGUCGGCGUUCUCAGCAUCUUCCGCAGAGCUACACCCCAGUGAACGGCCUGAGAGAUGUGCCCAUGAGCGUCCCAGAAGAGCCCGUGGAUCCUCCGUUCCCCCCGGUGUGGGACUGGGCUCUGCAGUACAGCAGUCAGAGACGAGCCCGCUUCACACAGCCCAUAUCACAGCCCACCUGCCCUCCACCCGUCCUCAACGGAAACCUCAACACCAACCUGGAGCGCAGCUGGCACAAUGACGGUCUGCCGGGUUCUGUGUUCCUGUUGUCUCGAAGCACAUUUUCCCAUCCCUCCAACCUGCUUCCCUGGAGGAGUAGCAACUCUGGCUCGUACUGGAAAAGCCACCGCAGGGCUCCAUCCUCUGAGAGUCUGUCUGGACUGGAGCGUCUCAUCAGAGCCUGUUCGCUCUCUGAACCUUCAGAGAACAACACGAUCCUUCAUGAUCCCUACGAGCCCCUGCUCCCCCUGCUCUUAGGGCCCUGUGUCAGAGUCUGGAGGAGCUGCUAUUUAAGAGGAGCACUGCAUGCUCAGGCGUUCUCUCACCCCGUGUCAUCCUGCACGCAGCAUCCAGUAGAUCAGCUGGCCUGGGAAGUGCAGCAGCUACGAGAGAAAUUGGCUCAGGCUUCAAACAGACGCCCUGAAAACCAGAUCAAACACCAGGAGGCCCGAAGACCAGAGUCCAACCUCAACCAGAACGCCAACAAUGGUACCUUCCUCUUCUCUUCCUCUCGAGUCUCUCAACAGCAGCAGCAGCAGGCGCCGUCCAGCCGAGGAGCAGCCCAAUCCUCUGCUCCUCCCAGACCCCAGCGGACGGCAUCCGACCCCCCCAGACCCGCUCAGAGGAACAGCGGAAAGCACACCUUUCUGUUCGGACACCAGCAAGAGCCUCAGUCGGGCCAGCGUUACAUUCCUUCCCCUAGUGCCAAACUUCACAAACGCCCAGGAAACUCACAGUGAUCUGUAGGUAGGAAGAAAACGGCUCCCUCUGCUGUUUGUGUUACUGAGAUAUAAUACGGUACAAGAAACUACAAACAGGAGACCUGUGCUAAUGUUAAUGUUUGGGGUAUAUUUGUACUUUUUUUAAGCUUAGCAUGGUUGCAUUUAUUUGAUACGAUUUUUACAAAUGAUGAUAAUGUUUUCUAUUUGAAUAUUAAUUCUAAUAUUAGUACUGAUUUGUAUUUGAAUAUAAUUUAAGAAUCUUUUCGUGGAAUGCAAACUGAAUUUCUCUCAGUAUCAUUUACUCCAGUCUAUAGGGUCACAUUAUGCUGAAGAAGUCAUUCCAACUAUGCUGAUUUGUUUGUUGCUGAAGAAAAUUUUUCUCAUAAUAAUCGAUGGUAAUAACCAGUUGUGCUGCUUGAUAUUUUGGGGAAAAUUAUACACUUUUUACAGGAUACAUUAGCCGCAUUUUCACUGUCGGGCCCAGGAGCUUGAGCCGUGAUGCCGAAAUUAGGGCAUGGCGAUAAUGUAAAGAAAUUAUCACGAUAUCAUGUUUCAAACCAUUCGAAAUAGAUAAUUAUUGAAUAUUUUUAACAAGGU
This is a messenger RNA of Danio rerio (zebrafish), 3304 nucleotides long. RefSeq names its product myotubularin related protein 11 (gene mtmr11). NCBI's taxonomy places the organism in Eukaryota, Metazoa, Chordata, Actinopteri, Cypriniformes, Danionidae. The record is from RefSeq and is marked validated.